AGAACAACAUGGACCACGGCACGUCACCACCGAGCGGGCCGAGCACGAGCAGCAGUGCAGCGGCCGCGGGGACGCCCCCGCCCCCGGGCGCCGGCCACCACCAGCCCCCGCCGCUACUGGAUAAGAUCCUGAGCCGAGUACGGCUGCGGGUGCUGGGGCGGGCGCGUGCUGGCUCCGGGGUCUCCGGGGCCUCCGGGGCCUCCGGGGCCUCCGGGGCCGGCCGCCGAGGAAGCGAGGGUAGCGUGCCGCUCCGGACCAGAGGUGCGGGCGCGGGGGCGGGCGGCGGAACUGAGCAGGAGUCCGGAGAGGAGCCACCAGCGCCCCGCAGGACCGCUUCGGAGGCCGCGGCCGUAUCGCCCGGUGCCACCGACAGCGACAGCGUCCUCAGCACCGCGUCCUCCGGCUGCCUGUUUACCGAUCCGUUGGAAAGCGCGGAACGCAAGUUCAAGGUGAAAGAUCUGGGGCCAUUCUGCGAACAGCUGGACCGACUGUUGGAUUACAUACAUUCUACAAAAGACCUGUACAACCUCAUUUACAACUACCCCAGCAAGCUGCAGAGUUCACUAGACUCCAAGGCACUUGAACUGCGUACUCUAUACCUAGAAGCAAGAGCUGCUCGCCUCCGAAUCCAGCAAGUGAAAAAUCAAAGAAAAGCAGUGCGAAAAGAAUGCAAUACGGUGGAAAAAACACUUGUGAAACUAAAGGAAGAGGAAGUUAAAGAGAUGGAAAACUAUAUUUCUUUAUACGACAAAACCUUGCUGUCUCGCUGGGAAAAAAUUAAAAGUUCUAAUCAGCAAGAUGUGAUUGAGAGUUUUAUGCAUGAUAUAAAGGGGAAGCAGAAAGCUCUCGAUUAUUUGCACACCCUGGCUUCCAAUAAGCUCAAUCAGCUGCGCAACCAUCCAGUACAGCUACCAGCAGUUGAAGAAUCCAAACCAGUGAGCCUUGCUCUGAGGCGGUUGUCAGCCAAUGGUGGAACCCGCUUACAGCGAUGGAGGAACAAGCAUCAUGAAAAACCAGUCAGAGUACCAGUAACAAACAACACUCAGGAAACAAAUCAGUCUCUGCCUAUCGUGCCCCUAGCAACGUUGCCCUUCAGCUUAAAUCUGGCACCAGCUUUUACAGGGGAGACCAGCAGUGAAGGCUCCAGCAGGACAUCUUCUCCAAGCACUUUUGGGUCUGCGAGCAGCAGCCUGAUCCCCAACAAUACGUCAGCCAUACCAAACAUACAGAGGCAAAACAAUCUUAACACCAGUCCACCAACUCCUAACACACCAGAACGCAGAUCGAUCUUGCAGGCCUUGUUUAGUGAUAUUCAGCAUCCUGGAACACAUGAUAAUCUGCCAAUAAAUGCUAUUAUGCCCCGAUUGGUUGCUGCAUCUUCAGCAGCAGCAAGAAUAGGAGUUGGAGUGGCAGAAAACCAGAAUGGAAAUAGUCUAACUCCACCUCAAAAUAACAAUGAUAUUGAGCUGUACACAAUGGACGAUCCAUCUUAGCUUGUGAGUGAAUACUUGUUAAGGCUUGCAGAGAAAAUAUACUUACCGCAUC
Frankliniella occidentalis (western flower thrips) is the source of this 1545-nucleotide messenger RNA. RefSeq lists its product as uncharacterized. The coding region runs from base 9 to 1493 and encodes 494 amino acids. The record is from RefSeq and is a predicted model, not a curated record. NCBI's taxonomy places the organism in Eukaryota, Metazoa, Arthropoda, Insecta, Thysanoptera, Thripidae. The transcript has 7 exons.